AUGGCCGACGCAGUAUUGGCCUAUAGCAACCGACCUAGCCUACUCGAACACAGAAGCCGAGAAAGCGGCUUUACUGUUAUUCUCUUAACACUGAUUACGGAACUCGACAUCCCACAAGGACCCAGUGUGUGGCCAGCGACCGCCUUCUCCCUCGUUAUCGCCAGCACCUUACUUAUCUUUGGUCGUCUCGGGAAUAUAUUUAGCAUCAAUCCGCUAAUGCUUGACUUCUGUCGUGCUUUGCAAGGACUAUGUGUUGCGGCAUCUUUGCCCACCGGAGUCAUGCUCAUGGGAUCGUUGCACCGUCCUGGGCCACGCAAGAACCUCGUCUUCGCAGUGUACGGCACUUCAGCAAUACUCGACUUUUUCGUCGGCAUUCUUGUGGCAGGUAUCGUGGGUCAAUUCAAGCUAUGGGGGUUAUACUUCUGGAUCGGCGCCAUUUUGACAGCAUUGACGUUGUUAACUUCACUUUUUAACUUCACUUUUGUCCACCAACCCCCAAGCGAAGCCAAAAUGGACUACCCUGGCGCCAUGACCAUUUUGUGCGGCCUCAUUCUUGUCGUGUUCUCGGUCUUACAAUCAGCACACGCCCCUACGGGAUGGCGAACGCCAUAUGUUUCAGCUUCUCUUUCCCUUGGUGUCUUGUCACUCCUUACUGCAGGCUAUUCCGAAACGCGCGUCUCUCCUCAACCUCUCUUACCGGCUUCGAUCUUCACGACUCCUCGGAUGAGCCCUCUUCUUGUGGCCCUCUUUCUGCUAUACGGCACCUGGGGGAUUUUUUCUGUAUUUGGCACACUCUACUUUCAAGACAUCAUUCCGUUACAGAUGGUAGCGUGGUAUACACCCCUUGGCGUUGCUGGUCUCAUCCUUAGCGUUAUCGAAGGUUUCAUCUUGCACCUGGUUCCAGGGCAUGUGCUAUUGGUCAUAUCCGGUCUGAAUGCUGUCUUUCCGGUAGUGGUUUUGAGCACGGUGGGAAUUGAUCUGUCAACAAUCUUGAUAACAGUUUUUGUAACCACGGCGUUUCCUACAUCGCAACAAGGGCUGGCUAGGAGUGUACUGGGUGUAGCUAUCGUCUUUGGUUUGUCAGGGAAGAGCUACAAGAACACAAUUUGGUUCGGGGUGGGUGCCGCAGCCGGGAAAGUGCCUAGAGCCAGUAAUGAUUUGACUACAGACGAGAAGGCUCAACUCCUUCCAGAGACAAGGACUCAGCACCAAGGGCAAUCACCGAAUAGGUUAUGCUUUCUAAGAGAUGCAUAA
Colletotrichum acutatum is the source of this 1254-nucleotide messenger RNA. RefSeq lists its product as uncharacterized. The transcript is spliced from 9 exons. The coding region runs from base 1 to 1254 and encodes 417 amino acids. Gene Ontology annotation, biological process: transmembrane transport. NCBI's taxonomy places the organism in Eukaryota, Fungi, Ascomycota, Sordariomycetes, Glomerellales, Glomerellaceae. Gene Ontology annotation, cellular component: membrane. Gene Ontology annotation, molecular function: transmembrane transporter activity. The record is from RefSeq and is a predicted model, not a curated record.